CUUCGUACUGCGUCCUAGGUAUAAUGAUUGUAACUUUUACGGGGGGUUUUACCCUGUUCUCCACUGAAGCCACCCUAGGUAGUAAACCUACUUCUACAAUGAUUACGCCUGGUACGAAGUUUAUACUUCGAAGUAUCCUUAGACAAACCCUCAUAUAGAGCGAGAAAAUUGUGUUGAGUCACCAAAUUUGGGAUACCCCCUCCCCUGGUGCCCCGAACCUUGGCCUAUCGUGCUGAAGGCAUAAAAGGCACAAGAUGCCCCUCUGAGGUACGCUAGGAACCAUCAGCCAACCUCUCAGAAGCCAACUCAGAAUCAACUUACUACUAGUACAAUAAAAACCUCCUAUCGCUAUCUCAACAUGAAGUUCUUCACCCUUCUUGUGUCCCUCAGCCUCGCAUCCGUCAGCAUCGCAGCAGCUGUUCCCGGUUACGUAACCGAAGGGCUGUUGAAGAGACAGGGAACGCCAACGCCGAUACCCCUCUCGAAUUGUCAGAGCAUUUGUGGUACAUAUGUCAGUAGAUAUUUUUACUAUCACAGCUAUCAACUGUAUACUAACUUUGUUUAAAUGUAGCCGGUUCUAAAAUGCGUUGAAGAUGGUAAUAUUAUUGGCUACGCUUGCGGAGUAUGAUUUGGGAGAAAAGGGAUACUAUGAGGGGUAUUCGCGGAACCGUAGGCUAGAAGGCCUGGGUAGCAUGUACCUUAUAUUACGAUGUUGGAUAAAUUGAAGUCAGAAGCUAUAGCUGACAUGCGAAAAUGCUUUUGUGGAGUUGUGAAUGUAC
Hymenoscyphus albidus is the source of this 779-nucleotide messenger RNA. The record is from the annotation of a GenBank genome assembly. Lineage: Eukaryota; Fungi; Ascomycota; Leotiomycetes; Helotiales; Helotiaceae.